Molecule: messenger RNA, 1328 nt
Organism: Phascolarctos cinereus (koala)
Lineage: Eukaryota; Metazoa; Chordata; Mammalia; Diprotodontia; Phascolarctidae
Source: RefSeq, a predicted model, not a curated record
CCUCCCCGUUCCUCCCACUUGCUCUCUCUGCUCUUAAACCUUUCAACAUGUUAAAAUAAAAGUGAUUGAACACUUCCCAGUCGACUCGUCCUUUCAUGUAUCCGGGUAGGCUCCGAAGACUUGUGGAACAGCUUGGAGAGAAAGCUGAAGAUGUAAAAUAACUUUUGCAAGAAAAAAGAAACAGUUACAGCCACAUACAAGCCAGGUAAAUAGUCAGAAAGGCAGAAGAACCAACUAACUUGGAAUUAACUGGGUUCUGGAUCUCACACUGAGAGAUAAAUGAAAGAAGUGAGAACUAUCCUGGGAGGGCUGAUUUUUGGAGAUGGAAGUGGAAGCUGGGAAUAAUCUUGGCAUAGAAAUAUUAAAAGGUGACCAGAUGCAAUAACAUGGACAAGCAGAAUUAUACACCUGUGACUGAGUUUUUCCUGGUUGGACUUUCUCAUUACCCAGGCCUCCAGGUAUCCCUUUAUGUUCUCUGCCUGAUGAUUUACCUGGUUAUCUUAUUGGGAAACAGCAUCCUCAUUAUCAUCAGCAUACUAGAUCCCUGCCUUCACACUCCUAUGUAUUUUUUCCUUGGGAACCUUUCUUUCCUAGAUAUCUGUUAUACAUCCUCCUCUAUUCCUCAAAUGCUGGUAAAUUUUGUGUCUGAGAGAAAAUCCAUUUCCUUCACUGGAUGUACACUACAAAUGGUUAUUUCUCUUGGCCUGGGUUGUACAGAGUGUGUGCUUCUGGCCGUGAUGGCUUUUGACCGGUAUGUUGCCAUCUGCAAUCCUCUAAGAUACACCAUCAUAAUGAACAAGGGACUCUGUAUCCAGAUGGCAACUUGGACCUGGGUGUUAGGCUUUCUGUAUUCCCUGCUACUCACUCUGUUGGCUAUGAUGAGACCUUUCUGCGACAACAUCAUUGACCAUCUCACCUGUGAGAUUUUGGCUCUUCUCAAACUGAUCUGUGGAGACAUUUCCCUCAAUGUGUUUAUCAUGACAGUUGGAAAUUUUGGUUUCUUAGUCACCCCUUUACUGCUCAUUUUCUUCUCCUAUGUGUUCAUCCUCUCCACUAUCCUGAGGAUCAACUCUAGUGAAGGGAGAAAGAAAGCCUUUUCCACCUGCUCAGCCCACUUGACUGUGGUGAUCUUAUUCUAUGGCUCAGCCCUUUUCAUGUAUAUGAAGCCCCAAUCAAAGGAUACUAAGACUUCUGAUGAGCUCAUAGGACUGUCCUAUGGGAUAGUGACUCCAAUGCUGAACCCUAUCAUCUAUAGCCUGAGGAACAAGGAGGUGAAGCAGGGUGUAGAGAAAGUCCUGACCAGAAAGUUGUAUUUGAGGAAAAUAUGA